UCGUAAAGACGACUUUCAAAUGCCUAUAGUCAAGCGUUCUUUUUUAGUUCAAUAUUUAUCAUUUGCAUCCGUUGGCUUUGAUCCCAAGGCCCUGUAUACUCAGGAAAAUGUUCGUCUAGUCAAAUAUCCUUGGCUAUUGGCAUUUCAAAUUUCGCUAUCGGCCCUUUUGUAUAUGGCCAUUUUUCAUUAUGUCUACAUCAAUUCUGAGGAUUAUACCAAGACCAUUAAUUCCCUAUCACUUACGUGUCAGGGUAUUAUUUGUCUAACUAAGAUGGGAAUAUUUCUAUGUAAGGGCAAGGAAUUUGUUGCCUUGGUGACACGUUUAAAGGAGGAUAUUUCGAAGGCCAAACCCAGUGACUUGCCGAUUUUCCGUGUUGAAAAUGAAAAAGAUGUUCUUUCAUGUUCCAUUUAUUCUAUGGCUGUUGUCAGCACGGCUAUUUGGGUUAUGGUGGAACCCUUGAUAAGCAUGUUCUACACUCACCAGGAGGAAGGAUCAUUCGAGUAUAUAGUACCACAUAGGGCUACUUACUUUUGGGACUACCACAACGUUCAAGGCUAUAGCCUCGUUUAUAUCUGGGAUUUUAUUACCACCUACAUUUUAGCUCUUGGCUCACUGGCCAUAGACACCCUGUUCUCAUGGCUGGUAUGCAACAUAGUGGCACAAUUUCGUAUUUUGGUGCAACAAUUCCAGCGGGCUGCGGCCAUGACAUUGCCAUUAGCGAAUGGCAUGGUGGCGGUGGCAAAUGCAGCUCAGGAGCGAGCAAUUGUGGACUGCAUUAAAGUGCAUAUUCGUACAUUGCAAUUGACAUAUGAUUUGAAUCGUCUCUAUGGUGGCAUUAUAUAUGUGAAAUUUAUUAUUUCCGGUCUGCAGAUUGGUUCAUUGGCGUUUUGUUUGAGUCGUGGCGGCCAAUCUAUGGGUAAAGUGGCAUAUCAGUUUUUGUUUUUGACAGCGGUCGCCAUUCAAUUAAUGAUGUACUGUUAUAAUGGUCAGCGCAUUGCAACGGAGAGCUUACAAGUGGCAUCUGAAAUCUAUGCUGCCUUCGAGUGGUCCCAUUUGGCAAAAUCUACCAAGAAACUGUUGCUGAUGCCAAUGAUGCGUUCGCAAAAAUUUUGUGAAAUACGUGGUGUAUUCUUUACCGUGGAUUUGAGUUUAUAUUUAUGGGUUUUCAAGACGGCAGGCUCAUUGAUAACAGCCUUGAAGACACUGGAGGAUGAGUAGAGAGAACCCAUGGGCAC
Molecule: messenger RNA, 1236 nt
Organism: Stomoxys calcitrans (stable fly)
Lineage: Eukaryota; Metazoa; Arthropoda; Insecta; Diptera; Muscidae
Product: odorant receptor 45a-like
Exons: 5
Coding region: 20-1219 (399 amino acids)
Biological process (GO): detection of chemical stimulus involved in sensory perception of smell; sensory perception of smell
Cellular component (GO): plasma membrane
Molecular function (GO): odorant binding; olfactory receptor activity
Source: RefSeq, a predicted model, not a curated record